UUUCCUUUUCCAGUGGUAAAUGGUCAAGAACCAUGCUGGAAGCAUCUGAACAAGCGAGGCUUUCUCCCGUUUGCUUCCCCGGUCUUUACUGCAGCUUUGCUUCAUUCAUCUUUGGACGUGAAUAGGAAAGCACAGUCAGUGCACAAAAAAAAAAAAAAAAAAGCAAAGGGGGAGCAUUUCUGAAUGCUUACAGGAUGAAUUUCCCUAACAGUACAACAACCUCUCCUCCGCGAGCAAAUAUUGGAAGCUCUCCAACAGGCACAGAUAUUGCAGUCAUUGGAGGUGUCAUUGCAGCUGUGGUCUUAGUCUUGAUUUGCCUCUUGGUGUUGAUGCUGAGAUACAUGUACCGGCACAAGGGCACCUACCAUACCAAUGAAGCAAAGGGAACUGAAUUUGCCGAAAGCGCAGAUGCUGCUCUGAAAAAUGACCCUGCCCUUCAAGAUGCCAUGGAUGAGAACCGUAAAGAAUAUUUCAUCUGAAAGCAAAAGCAGCACCCUUGAGAUACCCCUUUGUUUUUCUCUCCUUCGCAAGGGGCAAUGCAUAAAAAAAGAAAAA
Messenger RNA from Ahaetulla prasina, 555 nucleotides. It is a transcript of the gene GYPC, whose product is annotated as glycophorin C (Gerbich blood group). Gene Ontology annotation, cellular component: cortical cytoskeleton; membrane. The record is from RefSeq and is a predicted model, not a curated record. The coding region runs from base 195 to 479 and encodes 94 amino acids. Lineage: Eukaryota; Metazoa; Chordata; Lepidosauria; Squamata; Colubridae. The transcript has 3 exons.